CAGGCUGCUGCCAGUGCUGCCUAAACGUAGGUCCCUGUCUCUGCGUUUUGUUCGUUCAGUGUUCAGUGUUCGGUGUCCCCUUUCACCCUCCACCACCAGUCAUCUUGGGCUUGGGUCCUCGUCCUCGUGGCCCACCGCUGCCUGCGCUCCGCAAUCCCCUGUCGUUACUCGCGUAUAGAAAAACAGUGCUACGAAAGGAUGAGCUGUUCCUCUGUUGGCUGUUUCACUCUAAGAUGGCGAAUAUGUGUACUUAGUAUAUUCCAAUGGACUACAGAAAUGUGAUAAUAGACUGUUCAAUUGUGUUAAACUUAGUUAACUCGUUAUUUUUGUGCAAUCACUGUAAACACUAUUAGCUACUGAAAGAAGUUAGAACAAUGCGUGAGUUCAAAGUAGUCGUCCUCGGAUCGGGUGGGGUUGGGAAAAGUGCUUUGACUGUACAGUUUGUGUCCGGAUGUUUUAUGGAAAAAUAUGAUCCUACAAUCGAGGACUUUUAUCGUAAAGAAAUUGAGGUCGAUAAUUCACCUUGUGUACUCGAAAUCCUGGAUACUGCGGGAACAGAACAAUUCGCCAGUAUGCGGGAUCUAUAUAUUAAGAAUGGACAAGGCUUUGUGGUAGUUUAUAGUUUGACCAACCACCAAACCUUUCAGGAUAUCCGUCCUAUGAAGGAGCUCAUUACCAGAGUAAAGGGAACUGAAAGGGUACCCAUCCUUCUAGUUGCCAACAAAGUUGAUCUUGAACAUCAAAGGGAAGUGGACUUUGAAGAGGGAAAGUCUCUUUCACAACAAUGGGGCUGUCCCUUCAUUGAAGCCAGUGCAAAAAACCGUACCAAUGUCAAUGAAGUGUUUGCAGAAAUAGUCAGAGAAAUGAACUUUAGUCCAGAGAAAGAGAAAAAAAGUUAUUGCUGCUGUACAGUCAUUUAAAGCGGCCUCAUUAUUUUAUAUUUUGAUGGGAACAAAUAAAUCAUAAUUGUGUUACAGAACACUCCUUAUUAUUAAUCAUGCAACGCUAACUAAAUUAUGAAUCUUUUUACAAUACGCUCAUUUCUCUUUUUUUAUUAAUAAUUUAGAUCUACUCAAUAUCUACAAUAUAUUUUUAUACAAUUGAUCAAACCCAAUGACUUAGUAAAAGAUGCAUAAAAUACCCAUAUUAUGCUAUUUAUUUACCAGUUUUUGAAAUCAAAUCAUAUCUGUGUAAUCUACAGUAAAAUAUAGUGCCUCAAACCAAAAUAAAUCAACUGCAACUUAGGAUGCGUGGAUUGGUACUAGUAUUGGCCUAACAUUAAAUGCACUGAGCCCCGAAUUAUGACUACCCGCUAGCAACUUACAACAUGCUUUAUAGGAUAUUUUCAAUAUAUGGUUUAUUAAAAUCAGUGAGCUCAUCUUGUACAUAAUAGAACAUAAUUUUGUCAAGAUUAUUUGUGUUGUACGAUAAUUACCUAAUUAAAUUGAGAUUGAUAUUCUAAUCAAAGAGUGAUGUGUGCAUGGGACAGAGUGCUUGUAAAAAUAUUUGUUUUGUAAGUAAACAUAAACUGAUGCCAAUAGAAUGUGUGUUCUGAGAGCCAAAAAGGAUUUGUGAUAUAUACGUAUUAUAAUAAAAAAAAGUACCUACCUACCUACUGUUCCGGUGAGACAUCUUUAGAGGCAGUGUGCUAGACAACGUCGGAGGAGCAACGAAGGGAAUACUUCAUCCUCUACCACACCGCCUCUAUACCGCAGCAGUGGACGAAGCGUUAGAGCAAAAACUAUUCCACUGAUCGGCCUCCCUUUUGUUUUCAGCUGUGCUUUACAAUGUUUGCAUCGCGUUUCGGAUCCUUUUCAUGAGCCGUAAUUGCAUUGCAUCAGAGCAACUGUCUUGGUAUGAUAUAUUAUGUCGAUGUUUACUUAAAAAAUAUGGUUUUUAUGGAAAUUAAUAAGGACAAAAAAAUUGAAAAAAAAAACAUGGACCCAACAUUUUUUUUUUCUAUUUUGUCUUUAUUAAUUACAUAUUGCCUCUCGCCUGAAUAAGCAGACAUAUUAUAGUUCGGUUUUGGUUU
Messenger RNA from Ceutorhynchus assimilis (cabbage seed weevil), 2032 nucleotides. The record is from the annotation of a GenBank genome assembly. Lineage: Eukaryota; Metazoa; Arthropoda; Insecta; Coleoptera; Curculionidae.